UUUGGAUGAACCAAUUAAUAAUUCAAUUCCUAUCAUAGAAGAAGAAUCAGAUGAACAGAACCCUUUUGUAAAAAUAAAGAAAGACCUUAUGCAACCUCUUGAACUUCAGAAAGCCUCUCGAAUCUCACCUUUUAAAAGAACAACUUGGAAGGAAAAACUUAAUGAUAUUUUGGAAAAACUUCCUACUUAUGCCAAGUUAAGAGAAAAUCAGAUUAAAACUCUUAAAGCUUACUAUUAUUUGGGAACUCUUAUUCAAGAAAAUGAAGCUAACUAG
Cetraspora pellucida is the source of this 274-nucleotide messenger RNA. The record is from the annotation of a GenBank genome assembly. Lineage: Eukaryota; Fungi; Glomeromycota; Glomeromycetes; Diversisporales; Gigasporaceae.